Messenger RNA from Pocillopora damicornis (cauliflower coral), 3757 nucleotides. Its product is annotated as sodium-dependent phosphate transport protein 2B. The record is from RefSeq and is a predicted model, not a curated record. Gene Ontology annotation, cellular component: membrane. Gene Ontology annotation, biological process: sodium-dependent phosphate transport. Gene Ontology annotation, molecular function: sodium:phosphate symporter activity. Lineage: Eukaryota; Metazoa; Cnidaria; Anthozoa; Scleractinia; Pocilloporidae.
UUGUCCUUAAGAACAAACAGUCCCUGGACGAAGGGAUUCUCCUUCAAUCACACAUGUCUCGGAUGAGUUGCUCAAGCUGCCUGAACAAGAUGUAAAAAGACGUAUUCGGUCUUUAACUUAGGUUGGCGAAAAAAAUUGGAUUUUCAUUUUCUUGAAAUUUUCAUAUGUUGUUAGAUUUCGAACUUGCAGUGAUUGCUAUUUCAACAUUUUCCUCGUGGAUUUCUCUACUGGUUCUAUCCAGAAGAAACUGAGAGAGAAAUCCAACUUUACCUGCGCCAUUUCCGCUUAAAUAAAAGAAACAAACGAUCUUUGAGAGAGAGGCAUGCUAUGGAUAAAGAAAGAUGUUGGACAAAAAUUUGCGAUUUUAUCUCUCAAUAAUCUUAUGGCAGUCGCUCGCACACCGGAGUUGGCCAAGCGUGGGAUUACUCGACCUGCUCGACUUGAACCUGUGGCGUGAUCCGCGCGCGCUUUAUGGAAAACGAGACCAUGUGUGGGAGAGAACAAACAUUAAACAAUACAAAUAGGGAAGAAAAAAGAACACCGUUAAACAUGUGCUAUAUUCCGUUUAUUGGAAAACAGUACGCACCCAAGAUACUCUUUUUACCCCGUUCUUCUGAAGAAAAGAACCGUCUCAAGGGAAUAACACCAAAGGUGCCACAUUUUCCCUCUAGAAACUAUAAGACACCGACAGACUUGUCAAGGGAAGAACAUUUUUAACAUGAAUAUUACUGAUCUCGUACACACCUGUGGCCCAACCUCAAAUUUCACGUCCAUUUUGAGGAUCCUUGUAAACUGCGCCAAAAUUUUUUUAUGGGAAGUGUCAACUCUGAAGAAAAGGUUCCCGCCAACAAAGAAACGCAUAGGGAACUUGUUCCUUCAGAGAAAACCCACAUAACCACGUGUACGCUGUUCAAGAUCCUCUCGCACGACCCGCGAACGUCAAAGUUCAAUUUUUUCACGUGUCGGUGUCAUGCGGAUACCUCAGAUCAUCCGCAGCAGCCAAUCAAAAUGGGUAUCGUCACUCCCGGUCGAAUGUGAUUGGAUUACCGUCUUUACGUAAUUUUGGACGAGAUAAAACUGUUGUACAUCUAUCACUUAGUUAGUUCUCCUAAGAUGGCGGACAUGAUGAAGAGCUCUUCCAAGCUGACUGGUAUUGAAAUGGAAACUCGGGGUCAGGCAGAUCCGCCGAAUUACAAUAAAGCUUACUUGCCGGUAGACGAGGAGGCGGGAAAUGGACUUCACGAGGACGAAGAGGGUGAAGAAUUUGAUCCUUGGGCUUUGCCUGAACUCCAAGAUCUUGGCCCUAAGUGGUCUGAACUUGAUGGAUGCGGCAAAGUGAAACGAGUGGCUUUGGCAGUUGGCAAGGUCAUUCUUCUUCUUGGUCUUCUCUAUGUAUUUAUCUGUUCACUGGACUUCCUCAGUAGUGCCUUCCGAUUGCUUGGAGGAAAAGCGGCAGGCGAAGCAUUUGCGUCUAAUAAAAUUUUGAGUAACCCCGUCGCUGGCUUGAUGAUUGGCAUCUUGGCAACGGUUCUCGUCCAAAGUUCGUCUACAACCACAUCCAUCGUUGUUUCAAUGGUCGCUGCGCAGAUUUUAGAUGUUGAGCCUGCCAUUCCAAUUGUGAUGGGUGCCAACAUAGGAACAUCAGUCACCAAUACCAUAGUUUCACUUGCACAAGCUGCUGAGCGUAAUGAGUUUCGACGUGCCUUUGCUGGUGCGACAGUACAUGAUAUAUUCAACUGGCUGUCUGUGCUCAUAUUCCUGCCCUUAGAGGUUAUCACGCAUUACCUACUUCAUCUUACUGGUAAGAUUAUCAAGGUACUUCCUUUGACCCAGAAGAAAGGAACCAACAAAAAGUUGCUGAAGAAAUUGACAGAACCAUUUACCAAGCUUAUAAUUCAGUUGGACAAAAAAAUUAUAGAGAAUAUUGCACUGGGAGAUAAAUCAGCAGAGUCAAAAUCCCUUAUCAAAGACUGUUCACCCAAGGAAGUAACAGAGAUUGUUAAUAAAACCUACAAUGCAACUACUUAUUAUUUGGAAAAUGUGACAACAAUCGAACCUGCCUCAUGCAAGUUUCUCUUCCAUGGUACAUCCCUGAGCGACACUGAGGUUGGCAUCAUAAUCCUGGUUAUCUCCAUUGGCCUGCUCUGUAUCUGUCUUGUCAGUAUUGUUAAGGUUCUUCACUCCAUGCUUCGUGGUCAGAUGGCAAAAAUCAUCAAGAAGACCGUCAAUGCAGACUUCCCUGGACCAUUCAAACAUCUCACUGGCUACCUGGCAAUUCUUGUUGGUGCUGGUCUUACUAUGUUGGUACAGUCCAGUUCCAUCUUUACAUCAGCCCUUACACCUCUCAUAGGAGUUGGAGUCGUCACCAUUGAACGAGCCUUCCCUCUUACCUUGGGUUCAAACAUUGGAACAACUGCAACAGGUAUUCUGGCUGCAUUGGCAAGUGCGUCAAAUCUGGACAAGGCCCUUCAGAUUGCCUUCUGCCAUUUAUUCUUCAAUAUUUCUGGUAUCCUGGUGUGGUAUCCUAUCCCUUACCUGCGAAAAGUUCCCAUUGGUUUUGCCAAGUCAUUAGGAAACAAAACGGCUGACUACAGAUGGUUUGCCAUUGCAUACCUGGUGUUUGGCUUUUUCCUUCUUCCAGCAGCUGUCUUUGGCUUGUCACUUGCUGGUUGGCAGAUUCUCCUUGGUGUAGCUGCGCCCCUCCUACUUCUCUUCCUGUUCAUUGUCAUUGUGAACAUCUUUCAGAGGAAAGCUCCUGGCCAUUUACCAGAAGUUCUCCAAGACUGGGAAUGGUUGCCAAAGUGGACACGAUCACUAGAGCCUCAUGACCGUGUUUUCUCCAAAGUUACUGAGCUGAGCAGAAUGUGCCAUUCAGACAGGACUAGGCAAGCAUCCAACACAGAAUCGCGUGUGUAGAAGAGACUGGUUUUUGUAUUUAUUUAGUCUGGAGCCUGGUUAGAUCAGUAGUUUUCAGAGUUAUUCAUUAGCAGAUGAAAGCAGUUAAAACAUGCUGAUUUUUGUUUUGAUUAUUUUAUUUUUAUUUACCCUUAGUGUCUUUAAAUUAUUUAUUUUGGCAAUUAAAAUGAUCAAGCCUUUUUUUGUUUUGUGGCAGAUAUUCUCCAAUUUUUGGAAUGGGAGAAAGGAAAUUUGUGCUAAUAUGUUACAAUAGUAGCUCAAUCAUGUAGUUUUUCUUUGGAAGCUAUUUGGCAAAAUACCUAAAACAUCUUUUCAGAUGGCUAAAAUUAAAAGAAAUGAAAAUUGCUCUACUAUUUGGCAUGGUGCAAACUUCCUAAUAAUGUGAGUAAUCUGUUUAGUGACUAAACUUUGUUCCCUGCUAAAUGCAAUAUGUUAUUAAUGGUUCAUGUAACAGUGAUCUUAAAACUACUUCUUUGUGGGUAGUGAUAUUUUCGUAAUUCUUGCUUCCUGUUUUUCAGGUUAUGUAAACCCUAUUUACAUUCUAAAAAAAAUACAUCUAAGGAUGAGUGUGCAGGAAUUGUAGCUAAAAAACCACUUAUCUUUAUGAUCAAGUUAAAUGGUCAUGUGGCAAGUCUGACCUCUGAUGCAUAUGGGGUUUACAUGUAGAUACAGUAACAUGCUAUGUUAGAUUUGUACAUUGCUUUUAAUGUUGAAUAAAACACAGAGCUUGCUUUCAUGCUAAGGUAAGUUUGGUAUUUAUAGUAUCAUAACUAUUGUUAAUUUAAAGGACAUUGUAUUAAUGUUUGUUAUGAGAAUAAACAAUUCAAUGGGUUGAGUUAAA